Messenger RNA from Tetranychus urticae (two-spotted spider mite), 2518 nucleotides. RefSeq lists its product as uncharacterized. Gene Ontology annotation, biological process: alanyl-tRNA aminoacylation. Lineage: Eukaryota; Metazoa; Arthropoda; Arachnida; Trombidiformes; Tetranychidae. Gene Ontology annotation, molecular function: ATP binding; alanine-tRNA ligase activity; aminoacyl-tRNA deacylase activity. The record is from RefSeq and is a predicted model, not a curated record. Gene Ontology annotation, cellular component: mitochondrion; cytoplasm.
UAUCGAUAUUGUCAUUGCAUUAUUGUUUACAAUUUUUGUUUUCGUCCAACUGUUGGACUCCAACUUAAGUUUUUUGGUUUAUUUUUGAUCAGCAAAUAUGAGUAUUUCCUACAAAUGGACCUCUUCAUCUAUUCGUAAAUGUUUUAUAGAUUUUUUUGUUAAAAAUCACCAGCAUAAACUGGUACCCAGUAGCUCUGUGAUUUCAUCUGACCCUUCAUUAUUAUUCAAUAAUGCCGGAAUGAACCAAUUCAAAGACAUUUUUAUCGGUAACAUCUCACCUAAUCAUCCAUACUAUGAACUUAGACGUGCUGUUUCUAGUCAAAAAUGUAUUCGCACUGGAGGUAAACACAAUGAUUUAGAUGUUGUAGGCUACGAUUUGACGCACCAUACUUUCUUUGAAAUGCUUGGAAAUUGGUCUUUCAAUAGUUAUUUUAAGAAAGAAGCUUGCACUAUGGCUUUCGAAUUGAUUACCAAAGUUUAUAAGUUGCCUUUAGACAAACUUAUUAUAACAUAUUUUGCUGGUGACAAGACACUAUCAUUGCCCGCUGAUGAAGAAACGAAAGAAAUUUGGUUGUCACUUGGUUUUCCACAGAAUCGUAUUUUACCGACGAAUGAAAAUUUUUGGGAAAUGGGUGAAUCUGGACCUUGUGGGGUUUGUUCCGAGAUCUAUUUUCAGCUUGAUCCAUCUACAUUUUCUCUUGAAAAAUGUGUUGAGAUUUGGAACAUUGUUUUCAUACAAUAUUACAAAGAUGAAUCCGGGAUUGUAACAAAGUUACCAGCAAAUCAUGUAGAUACUGGGAUGGGUUUGGAACGAAUGGCAUCGAUUUUAAACAAUGUCCCUUCUAGUUAUGACACAGAUCUUUUUCAGCCUCUACUCACAACAAUUUCAACGAUGACCAAAUCUCGGCCUUAUCAAGGAUCUCUAAAAGAUAACUUAGACAUAGCCUACAGAGUAGUAGCUGACCAUUCUAGAAUGAUUACAAUAUCUCUUUCUGAUGACUUGAAGCCUGGAACGAAAGACACUGGACGGCAUUUUCGACAAAUAUUUCGUAAAACAUUUGCUCAUCUGAUAUUUGAUUUUGGAUACAAAGAGCCAGAGAAGGUUUUAAUUGAACUUUCUAAAAAAGUAGGAAAUAAUCUAGGAGAUGUUUAUCCAGAAAUCAAUUUAAAAAUGGACCGGAAUCUUAGCGUCAUCGCUCAAGAAAGUAUAUUGGCUACUGAUAUCAUUGAAAAGGCUACCAAGCUAUUUAAUAAAAUAGCAAAUCAAUUAGAUCGUAUCAAACAAGAUUGUAUUUCUGGUGAUGCCGUUUUUGAUCUUUUCCUGAAUGGCGGUGCUUCUAUUUUCAUGAUAAACAGGAUGGCUCGUAAUAGAAAUUUAAAAGUUGAUUGGGAAGGAUUCGAGAAAUGUUUUGCUAAACAUAAAGCUAAAUCAGCAGAAGGAUUAGAAGAGAGCAGAAAAAAUCGAAAAACAAUCAAACACAAUUGAAUGUAAAUAAGUGACUUGAUUUAUUUACUCAAAAAGUAAAUCAUUCAACAUUAAGAAUUGUCACAUUAAACUCAAGUUAACCAACAUUUUUGGCGCCUUUACUUUCAAAUAUAUGCUCAACAACACCAUCUAGGGAUGACUAAACAGGACGUAAAUGUUAUUAAAAAGAAAAUUGUGAUUCUUUUCUCAACUCAAUAAUCAUUGUAUCUUUUAUCUUGAUUGUUGAUCAGGAACAGAUAAUCUUCAUUAAUUUUUAUAUCUGUUCAAAUAUUUUCGAUGGCUUAACAAUAUCUCAUCAACAUAUUACAUCGUUCAACCUUUAAUAUUUAUUGACUUUUUUUACUAUUUUUGUUUUGUUGUUGGUCUCUACUAUCAACAAGCAUCAUUGAAUUAUUUUUAUUCCUAUUCUCUUCUGAUUUUUGUAAUUCUGUUUCAUCAACAUUAUUAUUUCAUUCUUUGACUGGUUUAAUUACAUAACCAUCUGACGUCUAUUGAAUGGGCUGUUCUAAUCGACACGAGAUACUCCUCUCUAUAAUUUUUUCUGCUCUUUUCAGUUCUCCCUCCCUCCCUUCCUGUCCUCAAUCCUCUCUUCUUCAAUCUUGAUUUUCAAGCUAUUGACUGACGAUAGGUUACCAUCGCCAUCACCAACAUCAUCUUCAUCACCAAUAUAUUUCACUCGAAGAGUUUCAAUCCUGGAUGAAUAAGUUGCUUAAGUAAGAAAACUUGGACACAAUUCUUCAUUUACUUCCAAUAUGACUUAUUUUUUCUCAUUUCCAUGAAAUAUUUACCUAUCUUUUUCUCCCUCUAUCUCUCUUUUCAGUUGCUCACUCUUCCUCUAAUCCAUGCUACUUUCCUGGUUCAAUGAUUUUUUUACUCGAUGCUGCUUCAACUUGCAAAUCAAAGUAUAAUGUCAACACUAAAUAUUUUUUCCUGGUUUACAUUUCCAUUUUAUUGCAACUGAAUGUUUAACUUGUAUAGAUUAUUGAUUACUUGAACUCUCCUUACAUUCAUUAUAAACCAGUGGACAAUACA